AUGCCGCCCAAACCCAAGGCGUCAACCGAAUCUCUCAAGCAGAAGAGCCUUAUGUCGUUCUUCGCCAAGGCCCCAGCAGGAGGUUCCUCGUCGUCCAGCAAGACAGAGCCGAAACCCAAAGCAAAACCGACCGCGACGCCAGUGUCGAAUGGCAAGUCGGAUGCAAUGAAACCCAGGGAGACAAUGCCACCUUCAUCGCCGUUGGCGCCCAAAACCCCUGAGUCGAAAGGGAUGGACACGAGAAUGCUGAACUCAUCUGCUGCUGCAAGUUCCACGUCGUCGCGUAUAAUGAGCACCCCGCCGACCAGUGACCCUAUCGACAUUGAUAUGCUCUCCUCUGACGGAGAAUUGGAACUGGUCCCGUCAAAGGUACCUCGAUCAGUGCCCAGCACUAAACGCAAGUCUGUCAUCGAGUCUGACGAAGACGAAGAACCUCUGCGUCCUACGGGAAAGUCUCGGCGGGCUAGACGAGACUCUUCGCCUUCUGAGGCGGCACAAAGGAAACGUGCCAGGCUAUCCAAAGCUCUCAGCGAGGCGGAAAGCGAUGACGGAGAGGCAUCAGAGGCUCUUAGUUCAUUCAGUCAACGACUUUCACGCUUCAAGAAGUCUCCUGUCAAAAAACGCUCGAAGAAACGCGUAGACGAUGACGACGACGACUUCAUUGUCCCGGAUUCCGAGUCAGAAGAUGACGCUAAAUCGAUGAAAUCCGCUUCAUCUCGCUCUUUCUCUUCCCGACGAUCUGCCGCUUCCUCAGAAGAUGAAGAUUUUGAGGAGCUCUCCGACGACGAACCAAAGCGUUCCAAAACCAAGAAGGCGCCUGCAAAGAAGAAUAUCGCAAAACCCUCUGCUCCAGCCACCGGCACUUCAUCUGGGGGAAAUUCUUUCCUGACCGCGGCGGAGCAACGAGCCCAAGACAAGAAGGUCGACAAGCAGAAAGCCGAGGCACCAUUCUCCUUCCUUCAAGACAUUCGCGACAAAGAUGGCCGACGUCCUGGUGAGCCCGACUACGACCCGCGUACUAUCUACAUUCCGAAGAAGGCAUGGGCCGAGUUCACUCCUUUCGAAAAACAAUUCUGGGAAAUCAAGCAAAAUCACUAUGAUACCGUGCUGUUCUUCCAGAAAGGCAAAUUCUUUGAAUUAUAUGAGGACGAUGCUCGAAUUGGCCAUCAAGAAUUCGACCUCAAGCUUACCUCUAGGGUCAAGAUGUCCAUGGUUGGCGUUCCGGAGUCCUCCUUCAACUUCUGGGCAGCGAAAUUCUUGGGAAAGGGCUACAAAGUCGGUCGAGUUGAACAAGCCGAGACAGCCCUCGGGGCAGAGAUGCGGAUGGCUGCCGCCAAGGGUAAAGGCAAAGUCAGCGAGGAUAAGGCGAAGGACAAGAUCGUCAGAAGAGAGCUGAACAAAGUCUAUACCAAUGGCACCCUCGUUGAUGACGCCCUUUUGACGGAUGAGAAUGCCGGACACUGUAUCGCAAUCUGUGAACAACCUUGUGAAGACGGUUCCGACAGUGCCAAUAAGUUCGGCAUUUGCGUUUUGGACUGCUCGACCUCGCAGUUUAACCUCACUGGGUUUGUCGAUGACAUAUGUCGGACUAAGCUCGAAACUCUUUUGCGCCAGAUUUGCCCCAAGGAGCUCCUGUUCUACAAGGGAAGCUUCUCUGUCGAUACACAGCGCGUGUUGAAGGCCGUGCUGCCGUCCGAUUGUCUUUGGACUGGUUUGCGGGAAGUGGAAGGCUUUAAAUAUGACGAUGCAUUGAAAGCUCUUAAAGACUUGUUCCCUUCUGAAGAGGAUGCAAUGGAAGAGGACGAGGGAGAGGCUCAGCUCCUUCCACCGAGUGUGCCUGAGUCUAUUCGAAAGAUGGCGACAGACAAGUGCGCGAUUGAGGCCCUGGGAUCUAUGAUCUGGUACCUUCGGCAGCUCAAUAUCGACAAAGACAUUGUCACUAUGCGCAACUUUAACAUCUACGACCCUAUGGAGCGCAAUCAGGGCCUUGUUCUCGAUGGACAAACCCUUGCCCACCUCGAGAUUCUUCUUAACAAUGAAGGGAGUGAGGACGGUUCUCUCUUCCAUCUACUUCGACGAUGCAUCACCCCUUUCGGAAAGCGACUCUUCCGUAUCUGGCUUUGUAUGCCUUUGCGUGAGGUCUCUGCAAUCAAUGCUCGGCUGGAUGCGGUCGAGGACAUAAUGAAGCACCCAACCUUUGAGUCGUCCUUCUCAGAGCUUGCCAAAGGAAUCCCCGACCUCGAGCGUAUCGUUUCGCGGAUCCAUGCCAAGAAUUGCAAAGUCAAGGAUUUCCUCAAAGUUCUUUCGACUUUCAAAUCCUUGAGCCGCGGUCUUGCAAAACUCGCCGACGAGUCUGAGGAAUUCGAGUCCAAGACUAUUUUGGGGCUAUUGCGAGGUGCACCUGACUUGCUUGUCAACGUCAGGCAUUUGGAGUCCAUGUUUGAGAAGCCUUCUGAUAAAGACAGGGACGAGUUGAAGCCCGUUGAGGGCAAGGACGAGGAGUACGAUGGGAUUGUGCGCGAGAUUCGCUCGCUAGAGAGGGAUUUGGACAAAUCACUCAAGGCGUUUGAGAAGGAGACCGGCCUCGACUUGGAUUACUGGCACAGCGCGAUUGGCACCAAGGAUAUCUAUCUAGUCGAGACUUCUGCCAAGAACGCUGACGAUGUUCCCGAUGAUUGGGCGAAGAAUCGGUACAGCGUCCCUUCGCUUCAGCCAACGAUUCGUAAGCUUAAGGAGGCUCGCGAGAACCUGAACACUGCGGUUAAGAACUUCAAAUUCCGACUUUAUGCGGAAUUCGACAAGGAUCGCUCGCAAUGGUUGCGAGCCAUCCGCGUCUUUGCUGAAUUGGACUGUUUGUUCAGUUUGGCGAAAGCUUCUGCAGCUAUUGGUUCACCUUCUUGCCGACCGGAGUUUAUAGAAGGCGAUUCAGCGUUCAUUGAAUUCGAGGAUUUGAGGCACCCCACGAUUUGUCUGAAUCGUCACAUCGAGUCCUUUGUAGAGAACGACGUCAAGAUGGGCGGAGAGGACCCGAAGAUCAUUUUGUUGACUGGUCCUAACAUGGCUGGUAAAUCGACUCUCAUGCGAAUGACUUCCAUCGGCGUCAUCAUGGCGCAGCUGGGAAUGCUUGUCCCUGCGUCGCGUGCUAGACUUUGCCCUGUUGAUUCUAUCAUCACCCGAAUGGGGGCCUAUGACAACAUGUUCACCAACUCAAGUACCUUCAAGAUUGAGUUGGAUGAAUGUUGCAAGAUUCUCCGUAAUGCUACACCAAAGUCUCUGGUGAUCCUUGAUGAACUUGGACGAGGAACCUCCACUUUCGAUGGCAUGGCUAUCGCAGGAUCUGUCCUCCACAAACUAGCGACCCACACGUUGCCGCUGGCUUUCUUUGCAACCCACUAUGGCUCCCUUACUGAUGAUUAUGCAUAUCAUCCCAACAUCCGCCGUAUGCACAUGUCCACAAUGGUGGACGAGGAAAGGCAGCAGCUCACUUUCUUGUACAAAUUGGUUGAUGGAGCUGCCACAUCAUCGUUUGGGUCGCAUGUUGCGAGACUGGCUGGUGUUCCUGACACUGUCGUUGAACGAGCCGAUGAUGUUUCCGCUGAAUUUGCGAAGCAGUUUAAGGAGCGCUUGCAAUUGAAGAAGAAGCAAAGUGCUUCCUCUCGUGUCCCCCUUGUGGCUCAGGCCGACUUCGUUUACAUGCUGAAGCUCGCUACUGGCCAGAUAGCUGUCCCUGAGGACCCUGCCCUGCGCAAGGAACUCUUUACAAGGCUCCAAUCUGUUCUGAAAGCUCACAAGGCAUCCAUCCGUGCUUGA
This is a messenger RNA of Coprinopsis cinerea okayama7#130, 3810 nucleotides long. RefSeq names its product DNA mismatch repair protein msh6. Gene Ontology annotation, biological process: mismatch repair. Gene Ontology annotation, molecular function: mismatched DNA binding; ATP binding; ATP-dependent DNA damage sensor activity. Gene Ontology annotation, cellular component: MutSalpha complex; nucleus. The coding region runs from base 1 to 3810 and encodes 1269 amino acids. The transcript has 29 exons. The record is from RefSeq and is a predicted model, not a curated record. Lineage: Eukaryota; Fungi; Basidiomycota; Agaricomycetes; Agaricales; Psathyrellaceae.